CUGGUGACAGCCUCGCCCCCUUGCUCAAGUAGUGCCACACUCAACUUGUCUCAAUAAACUAACUAGACUGUAAUUGGGCUAAAACAUUCACUCAGAAACAGGACCAAAAUGAGCUAGACAAAAUAAUGUGCAUAUAUACUACAUUCCAACACAAACAUUUUAUUGUUAUGUACUGUUUUUAAUUUUAAAAUGUCCUCUAAAAGAGCUAAUAUCUUUAAAGGAAAUUAAUAGUUUUAAUUAAUCAUCUUGAGCUGAAGAAUAAAGAAAGAAAUUAUUUAGUGCUAACAAUAGUAGUUACACGCUGUUUGGAGCACGCGAAAACACAAGUCCAUAGUCAGUCGAUGGCCAAUGGUCGCAAUAUCUUUGGUACUUUUAAGUUUUCCUAAUUCACAAAAUGGAUACCUGCAAUUACACUUUAAGGAUACAUUCGAGCAUCCAAUUUCGUAUCCAAUAAAUGAAAAUGUGGAUUAGAUGCAGAUUUGUGUUUCAGUUUCUCCUAGUUCAAGUUGUGAUCUGUCAAAUUCAAUAUGAUUGCCCGACGGGGUGGGUGGAGCAGGGUAGCACCUGCUACAACUUUCAUUACUACCCUAGCAGAAGUUACAGCGAAGCUUCUAUAGCCUGCCAGGUUGAUGGAGCGUACCUACUGAGUAUCAACAACCCAACAGAGUUUGGCUUCAUUUCUGAUUGGUUAACUCAACAUGAUCAGAACAGAGGAAACCAAUGGUGGACAAGUGGAGUCGGUGGAGGUGCCAACUUUCGGUGGGAAGGGGACGGAACUACAGAUGCGCCCCUGAUUCACUACUGGGCGGAUGAGUCGGAGUUUACCUCCCUUCUUAACGGCGACGUAGCCGUGUAUGCGUUUCAUUCUGUGUCCGGCGUGUUUAAGUGGACGCGGGCCAGACGGGAGGCUAUCCUGCCUUACAUCUGUGAGAUAAGUACGAGCGAAGCCUACAGAGUUAUCCAACAAGACAGAGAUCACAUGUUUGGCACCAACCUAACAGAUCCCAAUGAGAUCAAACGAGGACCUACAUUUCUUGUACAACCUCAGACCACUGUCAUUGUGGGCGAAGUGGCCCAGACCUAUAUUGAGUGCAUAGCACAAAGCAACCCACAACCUAUAUACGUCUGGUACAAGAAAGUCCGCAAUGACCCGCCUGUCCUGGUGACGUCCGAUGACCACUACAUCAUCACUAACGGGAAGUUCACCAUCACCCAGCCCACCGAGUGGAAGGACGAGGGUAGCUACCAGUGCCAGGCGCAGAAUGAACUCGGAACGAUCUUAUCAGAUCCAGUGGAUAUCUACUUUGGAUAUCUGUUUGAAUUCUCCAACGACCCACCAGGAUCUGUGACAGCUUUCCAGUACAAGGGCACAGUGAUGAACUGUAAAGCCCCAGCCUAUAACCCAGCUAUAGACAUCAAGUGGUACAAGGAGGAUGGGGGCCCCAACUUCCUGAGAACUGACCUACAUCCGCAUUUAUUUGUCUCCAUGAAUGGACAUUUUUACAUUUCAGAAUCAGCUUCACAAGAUGGCGGAUUCUACCAUUGCGUGGUGGCUCUAAUGCCGCCUGUUGGUCAAAUCAUGUCCACUUCCCAGCCACCCAGCAGGACCAGUCUCGGCAUAGAGCUCAUCAUCAAAGGAGAUUCUCCUAGUGACUAUGGCCCAGAGAUCCACAACGACUUCCCAGCGGUGUUUCCUACGCCUGCGUUGAGAGGAGACACUUUAACUCUAGAGUGCUUCGCCUACGGAAAGCUACCACUGUACUACUCCUGGAGGAAAGAUAACGGACCAAUACCAAGCAAGUCCCAGUACUCAGAACACAAUCGUGUCAUCACUCUGCCCAAUGCCGAGCUAGAGGAUGCCGGGAACUACACUUGCCAGGUAGACAGAGGCAACUCCGCCAAGGCUGAGAAAUCAAUCAAUGUUAAAAUAGAAGCCAAACCGUUUUUCAUCUUUCCAUUGAAAGACCAGCACAUAGACAUAGACAGACAGUUUACAUGGCGGUGUGAAGCAAGAGGGAUCCCCCAGCCCGUGUACCACUGGUACAAAAAUGGCGUGCUGAUAACUGCUGCUGAUACCACAGUCGAGGUGAAAGCUAACGUGCUCAAGAUUGCCCAAGCCCAGCCGUUGGUUCAUCAAGGCAUGUACCAGUGUUCCGCUUCCAAUAUCCACGGGACUGUAUUCACGUCUGCUCAACUUCGAGUCUUAGCCUUCAAGCCAUCUUUUAGGCGAAGACCUUUAAAUCCGACUCAACUAGGAACUGAAGGAGGCUCUCUGACUUUUAUUUGUCAACCAGAGGCUGCCCCAGCCCCAACUAUUACUUGGAAGAAAGAUAAUGUCCCUUUGACUGCUACUGAUCCUGACGGAAGAAUUGUACAGUUGCCCAACGGGAACUUGUUUAUGAAAGACCUGCAACGAAGUGAUAGUGGAACCUACGAGUGUACAGCGACUAAUAGUCUUGGCUCUGACAGCAGCCGUGGUGUCCUGACAGUAUCGUCUAAGACUGUUAUGACAGUGAAACCCUCCAACACUCAAGUCCAAGUCAACGCCACUGCCUUCCUGCGAUGUCAGGCCUCCUAUGACGAGGCUCAGAAAGACAUGGUCUACGUCUGGGAUCUCAACGGUCGACCUAUCAACUACGCGAUAGAGCCACAUUACGUCUUGGGAACCCAAACCUCUCUAACGGGGCUGUACAUAACCAAUGCACAAGUCUACCACACAGGAACUUACGGCUGUUCAGCUGUGACGUCUGAUGAUAGUGUCAGGCAUACAGCUUACCUGCAGGUGUUUGGUCCCCCGGGAGAGUGUGGCGGUGUCAUUGCCAAGAUCACAGACCGUGACGCCACCAUCAAGUGGGCACUGGGCCCCACCAACAUGGCGGAGAUCACCAAGUUUCGAAUUGAGUUCAACACCAACUUUAAUGAAACCUGGAGGAUGCUCAAAGAUGACAUUGCCUAUGUCGAUGCCGUUGACCACAACAGAGAGGGGAGAUGUAUUUAUGAUGUGCCUGGACUCAAGCCAGGCUCGUCCUACAGAUUUAGAAUCAUCGCCUACAACAGAUAUGGAGCCGGGCCUCCGUCCUUGCCUUCAUCUCUUUACAAAGUUCCGGACGCCGCCCCAGUUGCUAUGGUGACAGGAAUCAGAGAAGGUUGGGGUCCAGUUGGAAUUCUGGCCUUGGAAUGGGAUCUCCUGGCACCCGAAGAUCUGACGGGCAACGAUGUUGGGUAUAAAAUUUACUACAGGAAAAAAUCGACAUCGCUGGAUGCCAAAUGGAAUCUUGGAGAAGUGUUUGAAGAAAACAAGUAUGCAGCUACUGUCGGAGCGGACAACUAUUAUUUAGAGUACGAGGUCAAGAUAGCAGGCUUUAACAGCAUCGGUCAUGGUCCUAACUCUUCAGUGGUCAUCAUCAUGUCCCAGGCUGACAUGCCACUCGGUGCGGCUACACAAGUAUAUGUUGAGUCGUACAAUGCUACGGCCCUGGUAGUACGCUGGACCCCUAUCCCACUGUUGAGAGAGUACAUCAGAGGACGAGUCGUUGGUUAUGGGAUCAACUACUGGAGGCCUGGCGAGGGCAUGGACUCAUCCAAUAUGUACUGCUAUGACGACUGCGGUUCUGAGAUCCUCGUUGGGCUGGAGCCAGAUUCCUACUACUGGGUCAACGUGCAGGUUUUCACCACAGCGGGGAUGGGAACCCUCAGUGAAGACGCCUAUGGCAAAACCUUUGGGUCUCAGCCUCACUUUUACCCCAAAUAUGUUCACGUCAACUCGUACAAAGGGAACGCAGUGUUCGUCUUGUGGAAAGGUGUGAGCAAUGCCAGAAGUGAAGAGCCUAUCAUUGGAUACAAGCUCCGCUGGUGGCCGUCUACAGAAGACAUAAGAAAGGCCAAUAUCACUGUGAUAGCCCAGAAGAAGACGACGGCUGUCAUUCACGGCAUUAGAAAAGGCAUCGUUUACUCUCUCCGGGUGAUGGCCUACAGUAAUGGAGGGGACGGAGUCAGCAGCCCCACCACGUAUUUUACACUGGAGGGACAAGUGAUGUUUAACCCGGAGACAACGGAUAUCCUCAAUGCUGCUCUACCGACUAGGCCUCUCAAUAUAUUAUUAUUAAGUGCCUCGGUUUUAUGUACAUAUUUAGCAUUAGAUAGAUAAUGUGUUGAACUCAAAUGCUCAAUAUAGGUCUAUAUUAGGUCUAUAUUAUGUCUAAUUACUUUUUUUUUCAAAAUGCAAUUUAUAUGGUUGUUGAUUGCUGAACUAAAAUGCUUCCUAAUCAAUCGCUUAAGUAUUCUCUUUAAAAAUUGUACAAUGUAUAAGAUCGGUCCCCACGAUGAUCUGCUAGCUACUGUCUUUAGUCUUAGACUUAGGUCCUCCCGCGCUGUUUGGCGCAUUGGGCGGCAAGCAAGCUGUCUCCAUAAAGAUCUGUCAUUGGCAAUGUCUGAAGCCUACUCCCACCUGGUGUCCACUGUUCUGAGGUCCUCCAUGAAGGUGUGUCGCCAGGUAAUACGAGGACGUCCCUGUUUGCGCUUUCCUCGUUUUGGCUUCCAUGUUAUCGCAACUCUUGGUAUACGUAGUUCAUUUUGACGUAGAACAUGUCCCGCAAACCUCAUGCGACGCUCUGUCACAACCUCACAAAGUGUUCGACUCCCAGUUCGGCAUAGGAUUUCCUUGUUUGAGACCCGAUCUGUGUAACUGACUCCCAAAAUCCGCCUCAGCCUUUUUUGUUGAGGCACAUUUAGCCUUUUCUCAAUUCUGACAGAUGGCUUCCAUGUCUCACAUGCAUAUGUUGCAGUUGGAAUGACGAUUGUGUUGAGAAGGUGUAUUUUUGUCCCAAGCCCAAUGGCUAGGCUACUGUCAAAAGACGAUAACUAAAUCUGUAUGGUCAUAUCAUAAAGUCGUCAGGGCUCGCAAAAACCUUCCUUCAGGGAACAGUACCAGGAAAAAGAAGAAGAAGAGGCAGACAGAGGUAGCGGACACUGAUGUGUCAGGAUUUUGAGGCUUAUCCUCUCCUCAUUUCGCCUGGUGAUCUCCCCUUGAAAGGAUCAUGAACUAAGUAACUGAAUGAAAUUAUGAAUGUUGGUGGCAUUUAUCUCCCUUGCUUAAAUUAUAUACGUUUACAUCUGUAAUCUUUGUAAGUAUAAUUAUAGCAUAAUGAAGACUAUGUAAGUGGCUGCUUGUUUGAACGUUUGAGCUUUGAAAAUCGUCGCUGCUUGUUUGAUUUCUUGAUCUGUUCAUUAUGCAUAGAAAGCCACACCGUGAACUUUGGUCAUCAGUCCAAUAUGAGCUGUCUAGAAAUGAAUAAAACAUAACAUGACUCAGUGCUUAGUGUUUGUUGUUAUAUCAUGUUAA
Molecule: messenger RNA, 5341 nt
Organism: Biomphalaria glabrata
Lineage: Eukaryota; Metazoa; Mollusca; Gastropoda; Planorbidae
Product: contactin-like
Exons: 28
Coding region: 455-4147 (1230 amino acids)
Biological process (GO): cell-cell adhesion
Molecular function (GO): protein binding
Source: RefSeq, a predicted model, not a curated record